This is a messenger RNA of Ciona intestinalis (vase tunicate), 2951 nucleotides long. It is a transcript of the gene zf(parp)-2, whose product is annotated as Zn-finger (NAD(+) ADP-ribosyltransferase)-2. Lineage: Eukaryota; Metazoa; Chordata; Ascidiacea; Phlebobranchia; Cionidae. Gene Ontology annotation, molecular function: zinc ion binding; DNA ligase (ATP) activity; ATP binding. The record is from RefSeq and is a predicted model, not a curated record. Gene Ontology annotation, cellular component: nucleus; DNA ligase III-XRCC1 complex. Gene Ontology annotation, biological process: lagging strand elongation; DNA recombination; DNA biosynthetic process.
UAAAUAUGCGAUGUGCUUUAGCUUUACAUUACAGCAUACAGGAGAUCGAUAUAUUAACUACCUGUGUAUUUUAUAUCAUAUUCUUAGAUAUAAUUUUUCAGUAGAAAAAUGUCAGAUUCUACUAGAUUCACUUGCGACUAUGGUAAAAGAAAAUCAAAUUGCAAAAAGUGCAAGAAACCAAUAGAAAAAGGCAGCCCAAGGAUUGCAAAGUGUGUUCCUAAUUACUUCAAUGAUGGAGAUGGUGAAAUGAAGCAAUAUCAUCAUAUUCCAUGUAUGUUUGAAACCUUUGUUAAGGCAAGGGCAACCACAAAGAAAAUAGAGGAUGUAAGUGACUUAGAUGGAUUCGCUGACAUGAAGGAUGAAGAAAAGGAUGAAAUUAAAAAGCUUGUUGCUACUUUAUGUGCCAAUCAAGCGGCUAAGAAGACUCCUAAAAAAGCUACACCCAAAAAACGUAAAUCAUCUGAUCCUGUACCUUCUCCAGCAGCCAAAGUCUCCACGCCUCAGAAGAAGAUAAAAACUGAUAAUUCCCCAUCCACAUCUUGUGCUCCUGCUCCUCGAGUGGGAGGGAACUCAAAAGAUAAUCAGUUCAGAGAGUUUCGACGUUUGUGUGGGAUGAUCGCAGAAGAAGCGAGCUAUAAUGAAAAAACCAACAUCGCGAAAAGGUUUUUCGAAAAAGGCUCAAGUGGCGAUGGGUUCACUGGGGACUUGUUCACAAUAGUUAAACUUCUCAUGCCAGGAGCUGUCAAAAGAACAUAUAACUUACAAAGCAAACAACUUGUUAAGUUGUUCAGUAGAAUCUUCGUUGAAGAUGUUGAUGACAUGAUGGAAGACUUGGAGCAAGGAGAUGUUUCAGAAACAGUUUAUAAGUUCUUUGAAUCGAACACAUCAUGUCCUCCGACCAAGAAGAGCACGCUGACCAUCCAUGAUGUAGAUGACUUUCUUGAAAACUUGUCUAAACUCACAAGGGAGGAGGACCAGCUUGAACUUUUAAAAAAACUGGCAAAACGCAGCACCGGAAAUGACCUCAGAACAGUAAUAAGGCUAAUUAAAUGUGAUCUUAAAAUAACAGCAGGGCCAAAGCAUAUCCUGGAUGCUCUGGACAGCAACGCACACGAGGCUUUCAAGGCAUCAAGGGAUUUAAAAGAUGUACUAGAUCGGAUUGAAGAGAAUAAGAAAUCAGGGAGUAAAAAGUUGGAGGUUCGUGCCUCUCUCAUGACACCAGUGUCCCCCAUGCUAGCUGAAGCAUGCAAGUCAGUUGAACAAGCUAUGAAGAAAUGUCCGAAUGGGAUGUACUCUGAAAUUAAGUAUGAUGGCGAAAGGGUACAACUGCAUAUGAAAGGAAAAGAUUUCCAGUUUUACAGCAGAAGUUUAAAACCUGUAUCCGACCACAAAAUCAUGCAUUUUGAAAAAUAUAUCCCGGAUGCUUUUCCUGAUGGCCACAGCAUGAUUCUGGACAGUGAAGUCUUGCUGGUCGAUGUUAAAACUGGAAAUCCUCUUCCAUUUGGAACCCUUGGUAUUCAUAAGAAGUCUAAAUUUCAAGACGCUAAUGUUUGCUUGUUUAUAUUUGACAUUCUUCAGUUCAAUGGAGAGAACUUGAUGGGAAAGUCAAUGAAAGAAAGAAGAACAAUCCUUGAAACCAGCAUGAAAGUGAUCCCAAACCGAGUUAUGCUUUCGGAGUUGAAGUUUGUGAAUAAACCAGAUGACCUGAAGCAUAUGAUUGUGAGGGUUAUAAAGGAGGGUUUGGAGGGUCUGGUGUUGAAGGAUAUUAAAGGGGUUUAUGAACCAGGAAAGCGACAUUGGCUUAAAGUGAAGAAGGACUAUCUAAUGCAGGGACAGAUGGCGGAUACCGCUGAUUUAGUAGUACUGGGUGCUUACUAUGGGACUGGCAGCAAAGGUGGAAUGAUGUCUGUGUUCCUGAUGGGGGUUUAUGAUGAAAAGCGAGAACGCUGGUGUACGGUUACUAAAGUCGGGAAUGGACAUGAUGAUGAGACAUUGGAGAAGAUAAACAAACAACUGAAAGUUGAGAAAAUAAGCAAAGAUAUGAAGAGAGUACCAAAGUGGUUGAAUUUGAAUAAAAAUCAUGUCCCAGAUUUGGUUGUAGCUGACCCAAAGAAUGCACCAGUGUGGGAAAUCACGGGUACUGAGUUCACACAAUCAGAGUCUCAUACUGCAGAGGGAAUUUCUAUAAGAUUUCCCAGAGUUACCAAGAUUAGAAGGGAUAAGAACUGGAAAACAGCAACUUCAUUGGAACGUUUAAAGGCAUUGUAUUUGAAAUCAAAAGAAGAGUCAGAUAUUUCACAUUUACUUGGAGUAAGCAGCACCCCAGUUGUUAAAGAUGAGAAGUCCACAUCAAAAUCUACACAAAAGGUGUCAGUUUUUCAACAGGUGAAGGAAAACAAUGAAGAGAAGUUGCUAAAAAUGGCCGAAUCAGAAUUCUUAAAUGAUAUUUUUCUUGGGGUAAAAAUCUUCAUUCCAACAGACGUGGAAAAAAGAAAGAAAAUGGAGAGACAUAUCCUGGCAUUUAAUGGGGAUGUGUUGGGUAAUGACCAGUUUAAAGAAGCCACACACAUUGUGCAAUGUGACUCUGUUAAAGUAGCAGAUAUACCGAUCAGUGCAAGUCUUGUUACUGCAUCGCAUGUGUGGGAAUGUAUUAAAAAUAAAGUUUCAUUAUAAAUGCCUAAUCAGUUAAGCAUGUAUCAGUGCUUGUUUGGUUUGUAUAACUUUUUUGAAUCACAUUUAUGUUGAUAUAUUGCAAAAUGUUUUGUUAGCGAUAAGUUUCAUUUACUGUUAUAUUUUUGUUUAAAAAUGAAUUGUUUUGUAUAUCACAAUAAAAACAGCAUGUAUUGCAAAAUUAUAAUCAUUAAAACUCUGUUUAGAAUGCAAGAUAUUAGUAGUUAAAAUUAGAAAUAUUAGAUGCUUUCUCGCUGCAAAUAAAAUAUCCUAACGGUAAA